Messenger RNA from Penicillium daleae, 1065 nucleotides. RefSeq lists its product as uncharacterized. NCBI's taxonomy places the organism in Eukaryota, Fungi, Ascomycota, Eurotiomycetes, Eurotiales, Aspergillaceae. The transcript has a single exon. Bases 1 to 1065 code for a protein of 354 amino acids. The record is from RefSeq and is a predicted model, not a curated record.
AUGGCAAACCUCUUUACACAAUUCCCCGGCGAUUACCGAAUUCAAAGAUCCCCCUCUCUACCAAGGCUAGAAACCUCCGAUUCAGCGCACCAGCUCCCCAACAGCAACUCAAGUCUGACCGGCCCUACUUGUUCAACACCCGGGGCGGGAGAGAAGUCCUUCUUUCCAAAGAGAACUAUCCUCGAUAUCUCACCAGAAAUCAUAGACCAAAUCCUCACUUCGCUCAAGCCCGAAGAUCAAGCCUGCUUCAUCUUAACCUGCAGCUACUAUUAUUCCCGAUACCAGGCCUCCCUCAAAGACAAGAGCCUCCACGAGCAUCGAGCUAUCGGAGACCCAUACCGGGCCUGGGAGAGCAAUUCCAAGGUCAAUAAAACACCCAGAGUACUGUACUUGAACACCAACGAAAGACCAAUAGUAAAACUGCUCCGCCGACUCGCAAACGAUCGCUGGAAAUAUUGCGGGGAUUGCUGGAGACUUCAUCCCCAGUCUCAGUGGGCCGACACGAGUCUGGGAAAACCAUGCAUGCCAUAUGCCGGUGUCCUCGAUCUCUGUCCAUGCGUUAGCCUUACGUACAUGGAUUGCCGGAAUCUCACCGAGUCAUUGCAGGAAGUGAACAAAGAGUUGCGUAUCACAUGGGAUUGGAGGACGUAUUUCGAUGAUAUUUUCAAGUAUCCGUAUCCGAUGGAUGGAUCAUACUAUUAUAUCCUCCAUCACAAGUGUGACUCGGGUCACUGGUUCAAAGAUCAUCCGUUCGAGAAUGUCGAAGUGCAUAUCACAUUAGACAAUGACCUGCAGGGCUCGAAGCCCACCCUUCACGCUAGCCUACGCAUUUACUUUGACUUGCCGGAGGGGAUGACUCGAUUGCAGGGCUACAAAUGGCUGUGGGAUGAGUUCGAUUCCAAGCGUGUCCAAACGACUGACGGUCGGGAUGGGGUAAUAACGAUUCAACGUAAUGAUAAACAACGUGACUAUAUUGAGUUCAAAAGUAGGAUUAGUCUCGGGAAUGGACGAUGGCCGGAUCAAUCUUGGAUGAAGCCAGGUUGGGAGGAGUGGCUGACCGGUUAA